This is a messenger RNA of Leptosia nina, 1713 nucleotides long. NCBI's taxonomy places the organism in Eukaryota, Metazoa, Arthropoda, Insecta, Lepidoptera, Pieridae. The record is from the annotation of a GenBank genome assembly.
AUGAGCGGACUACAGCGGUCCGAUGCAACAUGCGAGCCGCCAGUAGACUCAGCCUCUCUGCCCCUCGAGCACCGUGGUGGCGCGUACGGCCCGCCCUUACCGCCUCACACAGAUGACCCCUGGCCCCUCUCCACACCCGACAGCCCCAAAAUCAAACAUCUCCAAGUACAAUGUGAGAAGACCCAUAUGCGUGUCAACAUAGAGUUCGAUAGACCGUUCUAUGGUAUGAUAUUCUCCAAAGGAUUCUACAGCGAUCCACAUUGUAUGCACUUGAAACCAGGUACCGGUCACUUGAGCGCCACCUUCGAGAUAUUCCUCAACAGCUGCGGCAUGAGCAGCUCAGCCAACCACAACGUCGCCGCAUACGGAAGCCCUACGCCUAGCGGAUCGUACGUCGAAAACACGAUUAUAGUGCAGUACGAUCCUUAUGUUCAGGAAGUAUGGGACCAAGCGAGAAAACUUAGAUGCACCUGGUACGACUUUUAUGAAAAGGCCGUCACCUUCAGACCGUUCCAAGUCGAUAUGCUGCAUGCGGUUACGGCGAACUUUCUCGGCGACAACUUGCAAUGCUGGAUGCAAAUUCAAGUGGGGAAGGGACCGUGGGCCUCAGAAGUGUCUGGUAUAGUCAAGAUCGGGCAGACGAUGACAAUGGUACUUGCAAUCAAAGAUGACGAAAACAAAUUUGACAUGUUAGUAAGGAACUGUGUAGCUCACGACGGUAAAAGGGCGCCGAUCCAGCUAGUAGACCAAUACGGAUGUGUGGUCAGACCUAAGAUAAUGAGCAAAUUCCAGAAGAUAAAGAACUUCGGUCCAUCGGCGUCAGUUGUAUCGUUUGCCUAUUUCCAAGCCUUCAAAUUCCCAGACUCGAUGAAUGUUCACUUCCAAUGUGUUAUACAAGUUUGUAGAUAUAACUGUCCCGAACCUAAAUGCGGUGGUCUAGGCGCCGACUAUGGCGUGCCAUUAUUAGGUGGCAACGCUCUAGGUGCAGGAGAAUAUGGACUACCGAACGGCGAAUAUGGCCCACCUCCAUCUCCUCACGCAGAAUAUGGAGUUCCACCGGCAUAUCCUGACCCCAGACAUCCAGCGGAUUCAUCGGGUGCUUACUCAGAAAAACGAGAUGACUCCGUCCCACCACCGCAACAAGUACAAGCGUCCUCUACACCAAACGCUCCUAGUCCCUCCUCACCGGCGCCGAGUCGUGACGAAGACGACGUGAACCUCCCACCUCCACCCCCACCAGGUAGACGUGGCGUAUACAACACAGUCAAGAGGAAAGACGAGGGUCACGGUAAUCUAGCCACCCUCGGAGGCCGUCCACGAUCCGUUGAAGAUCUACCCGAAACGUUAGUCGGCGUGAGAAGAAGGCGUGAAACAUCAACGCCCACACGAAUCUACAAACGAGAUGCCCAAGAAAUGACUGACGUAAACACGAGUAGAAUCAUACAAGUUGUAGCUCCGGGAGACGUCAACUUCGCCUUGAACAAUGCUGCUUCGAACGAAACGGUCGUAAUACAGUCGCCAGCGACCGAUCCGGAAACGAUAUGUAUGUCUGUACCGUCCUUUGUAGCAGGGCUCGUGAUGUUGCUGCUGGUGCUAGUGGUGGCAUCGCUGGUGGCCGCAUUUCUUUUCGUGCGAGUGCGCGCGCUGGACAGGAAGGGCGCGCACGGCGCAACCGCAUACUACGAAACUGAUUACGUGAAGCAUACGAAUUAG